GCCCGAUCACCUGAGGUUCCGCUUAGGGCGGCACCAGGGCCGCGUCCAGGUCCAGCGCACCUGGCCAGAAGCAGCGCCGACGGGCGGAUGGGCAGAGCGGAGCUUCUGGAAGGAAAUAUGAGUACCCGGGCACCCUCGGACCUGUGGAGCCAACCAGACGGGGAUGCCGAGCUGCUCCAAGACCUGGGGUGGUACCACGGUGACCUCACACGUCAUGCGGCGGAGGCCCUGCUCCUGUCCAACGGGUGCGAUGGCAGCUACCUCCUGAGGGACAGACAUGAGCAGCCCGGCCAGUACUCCCUGUCCGUGAGAGCCAAAGACUCUGUCAAGCACUUCCAUGUUGAAUACACUGGAUAUUCAUAUAAAUUUGGCUUUAAUGAAUACUCAUCUCUAAAGGAUUUUGUCAAGCACUUUGCAAACCAGCCUUUGAUUGGAAGUGAGACAGGCACCCUGAUGGUGCUCAGACACCCCUACCCCAGGGAUGUGGAGGAGCCUGCCAUCUACGAGUCCGUCCGGGUCCACACGGCCAUGCAGACGGGGAGGACAGAGAGCGACCUCACGCCCAUCGCGCCCUCUCUGGGCACCAAGGAAGGCUACCUCACCAAGCAGGGCGGCCUGGUCAAGACCUGGAAAACAAGAUGGUUCACUUUGCACAGAAAUGAACUGAAAUACUUCAAAGACCAGAUGUCACCAGAACCAAUUCGGACCCUAGACCUAAGAGAAUGUUCUGCUGUCCAAUUUGACUAUUCGCAGGAGAGGGUAAACUGUUUUUGCUUAGUAUUUCCAUUCAGGACGUUUUAUCUCUGUGCGAAGACAGGAGUAGAAGCUGAUGAAUGGAUCAAGAUACUGCGUUGGAAGCUGUCACAAAUAAGGAAACAGCUCAACCAAGGGGAAGGUACCAUCCGAUCUCCAUCAUUCGUCUUUUAAUAGGUCUUUCUGCCAAGGAGCACCCCAGCUGAGGAGGAAGGUGGGGUGCCGCCCAACACUGAUCCCUGACAGGCUUAGGCAAAAGCCAAAGAUUUUUCCUCAGAAACAAAUCAAGGACAACUAUGGACUGGAGCCCAUAUCAUGUGGCUACUGACCCACAGAACCCUGCUUCCUUUCAUGGUGCCACUGUUGUCGUGAAGCAGCCCCGGCCCGGGCCUGUGGGCACAGGACAGGCGAGGAAAAGAUGGGUGUUUGUUCCCCGCAUGGCAUCCCAGACCAUGGACAUUGUUGCCUGGCUCUCUCUGAGUCUCUUGGUCAGGACCCUGGCCUCUGGCUGUGCUGUGACCACAGACAAAGGAUCUGGAAGACUCAGAACAGAUGCUCCUUACAGUGCAAACCCAGUUACAAGCAUUGCACUCUUGGAGGGGUCGUCGCUUUGCUUUUUCUUUAUACAAAAGUCAAAGAGUUUCUAAAACUAAAAUGGGAGAAUGUUUUCCAUAAUUAUUUUCUCUUUUUGAAAGUCUUAGAAAUUGAGUUUGUCCUGCACUUCUAAUAAAGCUAUCUCUGAAUGUCCCAGGGGCCCUUGGGCAAGACAAAGGGAAAUGAAGGUGCAAUCUUUAAAACAUCUCAUGUAACCAUUUGGGGGGAAAUGUCUGAAAGAGAAAACAUAACUCGAGGAAGGGUGAUAAAUCAUAACUUGUAGUUAUUAAUUACAAUACCUACAACUAUUACUGUUGCAGCUGUAAUAAUCAUAGGGCAUCUGUAAGCACUAAGCUACCCUUACCCAACAUUUCUCCAAGUGGACUGAAGGAAACUUCUCUUAAGAGUGUGUUGUAACAAUCCCGCGCGCAGAAUGAGCUGCGCAGGGUUCACCCUCUAAGCACCCUGCACAUUAUUAAAGAACAGCUUGUUCUGCCACUUGAGGGAGUAACACUAAAUCCUCAUGUCCUAUAAAACGAAGUGUCACAGUGCGGUUCCACACUGAAAUAACAGUAAUGAAAUGGUAAUGAGAUACAGGUAUUGAGGACAUCAACGGGUUCUAGCUUCUUCUGUUAUCUUUGUUGAUACUGCUUGUUGAUACAGAUGCUUGAAAGGCAACAAAAAUAAAUGGAGACCCAGAAAAAUAAGCUUCAGUGCAAAGCUGUAGCAUUGCUCUGUGGUCCAGAGGGGUAUCUGGUUACAUGUGUUCCUCUUGGGUAGACACCUGAGCAGAGAUUGCAGUGCACUUAAUGAACUGUGCUGUCUGUCUUGCUCCAGGUAAGCACAAUCUCAAGGGAAAAUGCACUGCAUCAGGCUUGCAGAGUCAGAAGUCACCACCGCGCCCUCGCUGAGGUGUGCGGUUUGGUUUUGUUUUCUUUGAAACAAGGGUGUUUCUCUGAAUACAUAAUAUUGUUUGAGCUUUUUGUAAAACGUGUUAAUUUAUAGUCUUUGGUUUUAUUAAAAAGAACAUGACUUUGCCGUGUAUUAUUUUUUAUUAAAACAUACUUUAGAAUUUGUGACUUGGGAGAUAUGCAACUGAUUACUAUCAUGAACAGCAAUGACAAUGGCCCCGCAGGGACAGAGACGGCGGACACUCAGGACAGCAGUGAGAGGAGGACAGUGUGGCAGGUGUGAGGGCUAGGAUGGGGCCUUGCUCACAGGACAGAGCUCUCGGAAUCUGUAGCUCCCACGCGCUGUGUCCCUGCUUCCCUAGGACCAGGCUAGGGUUUCACUAUGUGGUUUAGGCUGGCCUGGAACUCGC
Messenger RNA from Fukomys damarensis (Damara mole-rat), 2668 nucleotides. RefSeq names its product dual adaptor of phosphotyrosine and 3-phosphoinositides 1 (gene Dapp1). The record is from RefSeq and is a predicted model, not a curated record. NCBI's taxonomy places the organism in Eukaryota, Metazoa, Chordata, Mammalia, Rodentia, Bathyergidae. Bases 88 to 927 code for a protein of 279 amino acids. The transcript has 10 exons.